Messenger RNA from Ziziphus jujuba (common jujube), 1737 nucleotides. Its product is annotated as MDIS1-interacting receptor like kinase 2-like. The coding region runs from base 1 to 1737 and encodes 578 amino acids. NCBI's taxonomy places the organism in Eukaryota, Viridiplantae, Streptophyta, Magnoliopsida, Rosales, Rhamnaceae. Gene Ontology annotation, molecular function: protein binding. The record is from RefSeq and is a predicted model, not a curated record. The transcript is spliced from 4 exons.
AUGGUUAGCUUGAACUCAAUCUCUGGCACAAUACCACCUGAAAUCAGUUCUCUUUCCAAGCUCAUCCAACUUAACUUGUCCACCAAUCAAAUUUUCGGGAAAAUCCCAGAGCGAAUUGGUCUGGUUUCUGACCUUCAAGUCCUAGUCCUGUCCAACAACAAGCUGAAUGGUUCAAUUCCUAAAGAAAUAGGCUAUUUAGCCUCACUCACUGAGCUUGAUGUUCAUGCAAAUUCUCUGGGUGGUCCAAUUCCUACUUCCUUAGGAAAUCUGACCAAUUUGGCUUACUUGCAUUUGGAGAUAAAUUCACUUUCUGGAUUAAUUCCUUUAGAAAUGGGAAAUCUGUCUGAAUUGGUUGAACAUUACUUGAAUAAUAACACUCUCAACGGUCCUAUUCCUUCAUCUUUUGAGGCUGAUGCUCUUCUCCAAUGGAAAGCUAGUCUACAAAACGAUCCCAACAAAGUCCUUUCUUCAUGGACUUACAAACCCAAUAACAAUUCCUUUAACUCUUCCACCAAAACUCAACCAAGCACAACUACUCCAUGCACUACAUGGUUCGGAAUUUCUUGCGACAUUGCCGGAAAUGUUAUCGGAAUAAACCUUACUAAUUGUGGUUUAGAAGGUACGCUUCAAAAUUUCUCUUUCUCAUCCUUUCCAAAUCUUGCAUAUUUUGAUCUCAGCUUGAACUCAAUCUCUGGCACAUUACCACCUGAAAUCAGUUCUCUUUCCAAGCUCAUCCAACUUAACUUGUCCACCAAUCAAAUUUUCGGGAAAAUCCCAGAGCAAAUUGGUCUGCUUUCUGACCUUCAAGUCCUAGUCCUGUCCAACAACAAGCUGAAUGGUUCAAUCCCUAAAGAAAUAGGCUAUUUAGCCUCACUCACUGAGCUUGAUGUUCAUGCAAAUUCUCUGGGUGGUCCUAUUCCUACAUCCUUAGGAAAUCUGACCAAUUUGGCUUACUUACAUUUGGAGAUAAACUCAUUUUCUGGAUUUAUUCCUUUAGAAAUGGGAAAUCUAUCCGAAUUGAUUGAACUUUACUUGAAUAAUAACACUCUCAAAGGUCCUAUUCCUUCAUCUUUCGGUAACUUUAAGAAGCUAAAAGUGUUAUCCAUUUUUCAAAACCAACUCUCUGGUGCUAUUCCUAGGGAAAUAGGAAAUUUGAUAUCUCUCAAGGAGCUUAGACUCCAUUCCAGUAAUCUUUCUGGUCCAAUCCCAGAAUCAUUAUAUGAUCUGAGAAACCUUAGCUAUAUUCAUCUCCAGCGCAAUCAACUUUCUGGACCAAUUUCAGAGGAAAUUGGAAAAUUGAAAUCUCUUAUUGGUCUAGAAAUAUAUGAGAACAAACUAAAUGGUUCUUUUCCUAUUUCCAUUGGAAACUUGACCAAAUUACAAAUUCUUUACAUUCGUGACAACUAUUUUUCCGGUUCUAUUCCAAAAUCAAUAGAAAAUCUCAGAGAUUUGGCUGUGCUGAGAGUGGCCAGAAACAAUUUUACUGGUUAUUUGCCUGAAAACAUCUGCCAAGGUGGUAAGCUUCAAUACUUCACUGCUAAUGGAAAUUAUGACCUUAUUGGUCCAAUGCCUAAAAGCUUGAGAAAUUGCACAAGCUUGGUUAGAGUCCGCUUAGAUGGAAACCAAUUCACUGGAAAUCUUUCUGAAGCUUUUGGUGUUUAUCCUGAUUUGGAUUAUAUAAACCUGAGCAACAACACAUUUUAUGGUGAAAUUUCGAAAGAUUGGGGAAGUUGGUAA